Venturia canescens is the source of this 1407-nucleotide messenger RNA. RefSeq names its product tRNA methyltransferase 61 (gene Trmt61). Gene Ontology annotation, molecular function: tRNA (adenine(58)-N1)-methyltransferase activity. Gene Ontology annotation, cellular component: nucleus; tRNA (m1A) methyltransferase complex. The transcript is spliced from 4 exons. The coding region runs from base 433 to 1407 and encodes 324 amino acids. The record is from RefSeq and is a predicted model, not a curated record. Gene Ontology annotation, biological process: tRNA methylation. NCBI's taxonomy places the organism in Eukaryota, Metazoa, Arthropoda, Insecta, Hymenoptera, Ichneumonidae.
GCGAAAAAUUUGAAAUUUUCCUGAUUGGUGAAAACAAAUUGUCCCAAGCCGGAUGAAUUCGGAAUGAAAGAUUUCGUCUUUUAGAGGAGAGCGGGUAAUAAAGUGAGAGAGAUAUAGGAAAGGUUCUUAGACGACCACGUGGACGUCAUUUGGAUAAAAACGCUCCAGUCUAUCCUUUACCCCUCUGCUGAUAGUGUUUCACGUGGUGUUUCCUAACGGUGUACAACUAUAUAGCCAUAGAACAAUUCGAAUAUUAAAACAAUGCAUAAACAAUUCAUUCAGAAUUUGAUAAUUCUAUUGGUCGAAUUCACGAAAUUUGACAACGUAUGACAGGUUUAAGUUCGAGGUUAAUUUCAAGGGACGUACACUGUGCUAAAUUUUUGGCGAACUUUUUACCUUAGUGAACAGUUAAGCAUUGAAAAAAUAUUCAAAAUGAGCUUCAAUAAAUCAAAAGAAAUAAUUGAGGAGGGUGACACUGUGGUGCUGUAUUUGAAUCCACAGAAUAUGCACUCUUUCGAAGUGUGCCAAAAAAUAAAAAAUAAAAGAGGUGAUCUUGUAGAUAAUGUUUUUCAAACAACUUACGGAGCCCUUAAAGUUCCUUCGUUAGUUGGCAAAAAAUAUGGUAGCAAAGUUGAAAUGUCUAGGGGGUGGGCUUUUGUAUUACAACCUACGCCGGAAUUAUGGACAGUCACUUUGCCUCAUAGGACACAAAUUAUUUAUACUCCAGAUAUUAGUCUCAUUAUUCAUCUUUUAGAAUUAGCACCCGGAAAAAUUGUCAUAGAAACAGGAACUGGAAGUGGAUCUCUAUCCCAUUCUCUCAUUCGCACAAUAAGACCAAACGGUCAUUUGUAUACGUUCGAUUUUCAUGAACAACGAGUGGAACUAGCGCGUGUUGAAUUCGAACAACACGGACUCAAAGAAUAUACCGAUGUUGGGCACAGAGAUGUUUGUCUUGAAGGAUUUGGUGAAAAACUUGAGCACAAAGUCGACGCUGUUUUUCUCGAUCUUCCUCAUCCCUGGCAGAUGAUUGAUCAUGCUGUCAAAGCUCUCAAAAAAUCCGGAGGAAAACUUUGUUCUUUUUCGCCUUGUAUAGAGCAAGUUCAGCAGACUUGUCUUCGACUCAAAGCAGCUGGGUUCGUCGAUAUAAAAACUCAUGAAUGUCUUCAAAGAGAGUUGUCAGUAUUAUUCAAAAAUGUACCACGUUUGGAACUGGAAUGUUUGAAAGAAAAGCACACCGAGGGCGAAGUUUCAAAAAAAAAGGAAAAUUGUAAUCGUGACCAGGAUAAAAUAUUGACAGUGACGCAUUCGCACUCGAUGCCAGGUCACACGGGAUAUAUUACGGUCGCUACACUUCCGCCAAUUUUCGCCCGGGUGAUCGAGGAGCGAGAUGAUUUUUGUCAAGAGUAG